CAGAACAGAGAAGAAAGAAAGAUGAUUAUUCCAGUUCGUUGCUUCACCUGUGGCAAGGUUAUUGGAAACAAAUGGGACACAUAUCUUGAUCUUCUACAGGCAGACUACACUGAAGGGGACGCGCUUGAUGCAUUGGGUUUGGUUCGUUAUUGCUGUAGGCGAAUGCUAAUGACUCAUGUGGACAUCAUUGAAAAGCUUCUAACCUACAAUGCUAUGGAGAGGUGUGAUACCGGCUGAGCCAGGCGAUAUUGA
Molecule: messenger RNA, 252 nt
Organism: Pistacia vera
Lineage: Eukaryota; Viridiplantae; Streptophyta; Magnoliopsida; Sapindales; Anacardiaceae
Product: DNA-directed RNA polymerase subunit 10-like protein
Exons: 4
Coding region: 22-237 (71 amino acids)
Biological process (GO): transcription by RNA polymerase I; tRNA transcription by RNA polymerase III; transcription by RNA polymerase II
Cellular component (GO): RNA polymerase II, core complex; RNA polymerase I complex; RNA polymerase III complex
Molecular function (GO): DNA binding; DNA-directed RNA polymerase activity; zinc ion binding
Source: RefSeq, a predicted model, not a curated record